AUGUUGCAGUGAAGUGAUUCUCAGAAGAAGAGGUUGCUGUUUUCAGAAUCUCUGCAACUGCUCUCAACUGUGUGCAACAGUUACUGACUCAACAUCCGAAGGGCAUGCAAAGCAGUCCGUUUUAGUAUCUCCUAACAGGCUACACACGAGCAGGUGUGUUUUGGAGGCUGAAAUGAACGGGGCUGUCAUCCCCCACACCCCGCUAGCCGUGGACUUCUGGCAGCUGCGGAAGUGCAGCCAGGCGCGCCUGUUCUUCCUCUCUCACAUGCACGCCGACCACACCAGCGGCCUGACCUCCACCUGGAGCAACAGACCCAUCUACUGCUCGCCUGUCACCGCCAAGCUGCUCAGGUUAAAGCUGCAGGUGAAGGACAGGUGGAUCCGCCCCCUGGAGGUGGGACACGCCCACCUGCUGCCCCUGGAUGAGGUGGGCAAGGAGACGAUGACGGUCACCCUGAUCGAUGCCAACCACUGCCCGGGCUCCGUCAUGUUCCUGUUUGAGGGCUACUUCGGCACCAUACUCUACACAGGUGAUUUCCGCUACACCCCGCUGAUGCUGAGGGAGCCAUGUCUCAGUAAGCACAAGCAGAUUGACGUGCUGUACCUGGACAACACCAACGCCAGCCGAGACCGGGUCUUGCCGUCCCGGAGCCAGGCCACCCAGUGGAUCAAAGAGCUCAUCCGCCAGCACCCCGAGCACAACAUCGUCAUCGGCCUUUACAAGCUGGGCAAGGAGUCCCUGUUGGUGGAGCUGGCAUUGGAGUUCCAGUCAUGGGUGGUGGUGAGCCCUGAGCGGAUGGAGACCAUGCGUGUGCUGGGCCUUCCGGAUGUGUUUGUCACAGAGGAGGGGGCUGGCAGAUUCAGAGUGGUGGAGCAGAGAGAGGUCAAGCACUCCGCCCUGAUUCAGUGGAACACCCAGCACCCAACCCUGGCCAUCCUGCCCACCAGCCGCCCGCUCACCCCCUGGCACUGCAACCUGCACGUAGUGCCCUACUCCGACCACUCCUCCUUCCAGGAGCUGGAGGAAUUUGUCAGGGCCCUGGAGCCCAGCUCUGUGAUCCCCAUCGUCGGAUCAUCCGUGUGUAACUUCUCUGCUUACCUGAGUCACCGGGAGCAGAGAGGUCCAGUGGAGGUGCCGGAAUCUGUGCAGCUGUAUAUGAAGAAGGACCCCGACCCUCCAGCCAAGCAUGUGCCGGGACCACCCAGACACGGGCCCCCUAUCCCCAGGGGAGUGGUGUUUGAGUCGCCGGAGCACAAUCCCAGACCAAACCAGCGCCAGGGGGAGGACAGGAAGACUGAACCCCCUCUAGAUGAGCUAGAGCCCCAGGUCAGGAAGACUGGACCCCCUCUAGACGAGCAAGAGCCCCAGGACAGAAAGACUGGACCCCCUCUAGAUGAGCUAGAGCCCCAGGUCAGGAAGACUGGACCCCCUCUAGAUGAGCAAGAGCCCCGGGACAGGAAGACUGGACCCCCUCUAGAUGAGCUAGAGCCCCAGGACAGGAAGACUGGACCCCCUCUAGACGAGCUAGAGCCCCAGGACAGGAAGACUGGACCCCCUCUAGAUGAGCAAGAGCCCCAGGUCAGGAAGACUGGACCCCCUCUAGAUGAGCAAGAGCCCCAGCGCAAGGACCCUGAUUUUCCAAUCAAAGUGCUGGGAGACUGCAGCAGAGCAGCCACCCAGGUAGCAGUUAGACGCGGUAAGAAACUCCCUCGUUCACUUGCUUUCUGCGGCGGGAAUCGAAAGCAGAUGAAGCUGGAUGAUGUGUGGUAUAAGACUGGACUUGGUUCUUCAAAACAGGCUUCAGGUAACACACUUGAGGACAACCCAACCCUGAAGUCUUCCUGUGAGCUGUUCACUCCACCGAAGAGACAGAAUGGGUCGAAAGCAGAGGACAAAGACGACGGCGGGCUACAGGAGCCGUCAAGAAGAGAUCCUGGCUGCUUGGCAGAGGAUCUGGAGUGCCGUGCUUGGCAGGGAGUCUCCCAGAGGUCGUGGAGAGCUGAGAACGAGUCUGUGUGGCCAGUUGGGAACGGCGCGCUUAUGAGGGAAUCUGGAGCAGAAUCAGCCUGGCUGUCUAAGAACACUGAAGCUGAAAACUGUCUUCAGCACACGAGAGAUGCAGUGCCUGUAGAUCGAGCUGGAUCCACCUGCCUCUCAGAGCAAGCAGGUUCGCCUUCAUUUCCAGAGUCUGCUGGUUUUACGACAGGAGCGCCGGCCCGAGCUGCUCGUUGCAAGGCUCUUGCAGCUACUUCCAGUCACCUUGCAGGGAAGUGCAGGCUCGCCCCAUUAAAUAAGGUGGGUCAUAAAGGUCUCUACGAGGGGGCAUCGCUGGUCCGAGCUGCCAGUUGCAAGGCUCUUGCAGCUACUUCCAGUCACCUUGCAGGGAAGUGCAGGCUCGCCCCCUUAAAUAAGGUGGGGCAUAAAGGUCUCUACGAGGGGGCAUCGCCGGUCCGAGCUGCCAGUUGCAAGGCUCUUGCAGUAACUUCCAGCCACCUGGCUGAGAAGUACCGUCUCUCCCCCUUCAAUCGCGCGCAGCAGCGGAACCCAACGUUCGAUGAACUUGUGGAAAGAUGCACGGGGAGGUCCCAGAGAUCCUGAAACCCAACCGAGGGGCGUUCUGACCCCCCCCCCCCCCCCAGGAGACCAAACCCCAAUACUGUGUGUGUGUGUGGUGGUUGCUGGAACAAGGAGAUGCAGCCGUUUAGAAAGCUGCUUGGACGGUAGAAGAGGAGCACUAUUUCUACCAGGAUGAGUGUGCAAAUCGACAGCAACUGCAAGCACAUUCUUAUCAUUAUUAUUGUUGUUGUUUUUAUUUUUGUUGCAUCAGAUCCAAGUCAAUCUGUUCUACAAUGACAGUUCUUGACAGAGAAAGCUGUUGGAAGCUCCUCUGUGUAUUGGAGCCUGCGUGCCCCUCUCUGUACUUGUAUAUGUAAGUCUUGUGUCCACUCUGAAUAGCUGAACCCUAGGAGGUGUGCCAGCAGUGCUUCUGGUGUCUGCUGUUACACGCUGUGCUUUUCACAGUGACAGAAGAGCGUGCUUCGAUUUGUACACUGUGUGAUUUCAAGUUCUUUCUGUGCAGAUUUGGUCUUGAUUAAAUAAUCCUGUUAAACUGCGUUGUUCUGACGUGAACCAGCUCAGCAUCUUGUGUUUUUGGUGCAAAAAGAAAGAUUCAACUACACUGUCCCAUUCCUUGGGCCUGGGCUGGGAGAGUACAGUAAGAACUGUUUUGUAAAUUGCUCAAUACUGCGUUACAGUGCUUUUUGUUCAACACUUUUAUGUAUUCCUGUUCACUGAUUGUCUUUGCCUGGUAUAUAUGCAGUACUGUACUUGAGUGUUUUAGACCCAGUGCUGUACAUGAAUGUGUUCAUUUAUAACCCUCCCAGCAUUAAUAAAGAGACUACAAUGUAGUGUAACCACG
This is a messenger RNA of Acipenser ruthenus (sterlet), 3419 nucleotides long. RefSeq lists its product as uncharacterized. The record is from RefSeq and is a predicted model, not a curated record. Gene Ontology annotation, molecular function: damaged DNA binding; 5'-3' DNA exonuclease activity. NCBI's taxonomy places the organism in Eukaryota, Metazoa, Chordata, Actinopteri, Acipenseriformes, Acipenseridae. Gene Ontology annotation, biological process: double-strand break repair via nonhomologous end joining; interstrand cross-link repair; protection from non-homologous end joining at telomere. The transcript has 6 exons. The coding region runs from base 173 to 2599 and encodes 808 amino acids.